Leucoraja erinaceus (little skate) is the source of this 3082-nucleotide messenger RNA. RefSeq names its product G protein-coupled receptor 63 (gene gpr63). The transcript has 5 exons. The record is from RefSeq and is a predicted model, not a curated record. Gene Ontology annotation, molecular function: G protein-coupled receptor activity. Gene Ontology annotation, biological process: G protein-coupled receptor signaling pathway. Bases 672 to 1916 code for a protein of 414 amino acids. Lineage: Eukaryota; Metazoa; Chordata; Chondrichthyes; Rajiformes; Rajidae. Gene Ontology annotation, cellular component: membrane.
UUGUGGUCGGGUCGGGUGGUGCCUGUGCGGGUGGGCACACAUCUUCGAGCGAUGUUUUUUUAAAAUAAAAGCUCCACACUCCUCCCCGUGUUGAAUCAGCGCACUUAAAUGCAGAAGCGCACUGUGUGCAUUAACGCCAAAGCCAAUGAAUUGUACAUGAGGAAAGCAGCUUCUGAAUACUACACAUGGAACCAGCUGCUCUUUGUGAUUUUGUACCAUGGCGCUAGAGGGGCAGGUAGCUGCAAUUAAAAACAAUCUGCAACUCUAGGUAUAUUAUCAAUGGGCCGAUGAUUGGAUAACAGACACACUUGGUCUUGCGUCCUUUCAAACCUUGCAACAAAAAGAGAUGCUAAAUACCCCGGAAGAUGGAGGACGAGGGUAAGAAUAAAAUUGAUGAGCUUAUCAAUCCAGCAGCACUUUCUAGGCACUAUGUAAUCAGAAGCGGGAGUGCUUGUUUUCUCCAAGCUUGAGAUACCUAAAUACUUUUCUCAUCCCAGUAUUGUGAAACUGUGGAAUGCAAAAGAAGUCCAGUUAAUAGCUGAGGCUAACAACAUCGCUUCUGGAGGAACGGGCUAUUUCAGCCGUCAUGUAACUGCCACUAUUAGUACUUGAUUUGAUGAUCUAGCGGGAUCUUCAUACCGAUCAGUCAGUGGUUUAUUUAUGGGAGAAUCAUGGUUUAUGCUCCACUUUUGACUGCACCUGUGGGAACCACAAAUAACACAAUUAUCACUUAUGAACAUGCCUAUUUCAACUCUACAGCACAUCGUGUAAUUCACAGUGAGAUGGAAGUUUCUGUUACUGAAGCAUCAGCCACUUACAAAGCUUCAGAAGGGAACUCUGAAAAUAGCACUACAGUCCCCUCUCAAUCAGCCCAUGGAGGUAUAAGCCUUCCUCUGCAAGUCCUCCUUUCUGCAGUUAUGGUGGUGAUAGCAUUAAUUUCUUUCUUGGGGAACUUUAUAGUCUGUCUCAUGGUGUAUCAGAAGGCAGCUAUGCGAUCAGCCAUCAAUAUCCUUUUGGCAAGCUUAGCCUUUGCAGACAUGAUGCUUGCAAUAAUAAAUAUGCCGUUUGCUCUGAUCACUAUCAAUACCACUUACUGGAUCUUUGGAGAUAUCUUUUGCAGGGUGUCUGCCAUGUUUUUCUGGCUUUUUGUGAUUGAGGGUGUAGUUAUUUUGCUUAUAAUUAGUAUUGAUCGAUUUCUCAUUAUUGUUCAACGCCAAGACAAACUGAACCCUUAUCGUGCGAAGCUGCUUAUUGCCAUCUCUUGGGGAAUGGCAUUUUGUAUGGCUUUCCCCCUCGCAGUUCGCAGUCCAGAUCUGCCUGUGCCGUCUCGAGCUCCACAGUGUGUUUUUGGGUAUUCCACGGACCCUGGCUAUCGGGUAUAUGUUCUGUUGAUAAUAAUCAUAUUUUUUUUCAUCCCAUUCAUGUUGAUGCUAUACUCUUUUAUGGGUAUCCUCAACACAGUUCGGCACAAUGCAAUUCGGAUCCAUAGUAAUUCGGAUGGCAUUUGUUUAGGCCAAGCAAGUAAGCUUGGGCUUAUAAGCCUGCAGAAACCGUGCCAGCUAAGCAUUGACAUGAGUUUCAAAACUCGUGCCUUCACCACCAUCCUGAUCCUCUUCAUUGUCUUCACUUUUUGCUCUGCACCAUUCACCACAUACAGCCUUGUUUCUACUUUCAAUAAAAGCUUUUACCAUAAAGUUAACUUCUUUGAAAUAAGCACAUGGUUUCUUUGGUUAAGCUACCUCAAAUCUGCACUCAACCCAUUAAUUUACUACUGGAGAAUUAAGAAAUUCCGAGAUGCUUGCUUGGAGCUGAUGCCAAAAACCUUCAAGUUCUUGCCUCAGCUGCCUGGACGCACGAGAAGACGUGUUCGUCCAAGUGCCAUUUAUGUUUGUGGUGAACAUCGAUCUGUUGUUUGAUACACACUUUUUUUUUUAAGUAAAAAAGAAAGGCACUGCCAGCAUAAUAUUGGCCAAUUGUUUUGUGUGGAAUAUAUUUUCCCUAAAUUCUCAUUCCUUACCCAUACAGCCCUAUUAUACAUUUUUGAUUUCUCUGAUGUUCUUCAAACAAUAUCAAUGUUUCUGCAAUGUAAAUUUGAAAAAUAUUGGGUGUGCAAUUUGUAUAUUUUUGGAUACUCUUCCAAUGUCAAACAGGCUGUGCUUCAAAGCUUGUGAAUUGUCGUCUACUGGUUUGGUGCUGCUGAAGUGUUGAAAAUGUGCAAUGCUGUGUUUUGUGUUCUGACCACUAAAUGAAAUUGACCUUUUAUUAAUAAUAGGUAUUAAGCACAAUUGUCCUCUCAGGCAAUCCAUAAGAAACGGUGAGCACUGUAUGCCAAUUGCCUUGUUAAUUUUGUGGGUUGAUGGAUGGGGCUUGGAGAACUAUUGGGAUGGUUUUUAGCUUACUGCUGUACAAUACAGAAUUGAUAUUUGAUUGAAAAUGGUGGUUAAUGGAACAAUAUUUUCAUGCUUUUUUCCAUUGUAACUCAUUAGUUUUUUUUAAACUUUGUUUAAACAGGUUAUCUUACAGAGUUUGAAUGAGUAAUAUGAAUAUAUGAUGCAUGCAGGAUACAAGAGUGGUAUACUCAGGGAAUAAUGAAUUUAUUACUAUGAAUUAGUUGGUGCUUGAUUCUGAUGUGGGUUAACUUUGCUUAAAUAUAUUGUGAAUCUGUAAAUUUCUGUAGUGACCAAUAAAAAUUCUCAUGAAUAGAAUCACUUUAAUGCUAAAAAAUCAAUUUAGAAUGUGUUUAUAUACCUAGGUAAGGAGUUAAAUAUAGUAUUGAACAGAUUUUAAUUUAGCUGUUGAUUUACCAGUUGGUGCUCAAAGAGCCAUGGUUUUAACUAAUUAUUUGAUGUAUUUCAGAAACUCAGAUCACUCUGGUCAGCAGAAAAUUAUAGUCUUUAGAUUCAAGGUGAAGGCAGAACUUUAGAUAUUUUAUCUGUACAUCUGAAUCGCUGAAUGUAAAUUAUUUUGAUAUGUUUUAGUAUUAUGAAUUGCAUUUCUGUAAACGCGGUUGUUUAUUUUUACAAUUAUUUAUGUAAUUUUGUGCCUGUGUUAUGCCUUUGUUUUAUGCAUAAAAUUUCAACCU